AUGAAGAAUGCUGUAGGAGGGUUAUUUUCAGUGGUGGAGUCACAGUCAGAGAAGGCGGAGAAUUUGAAGCUGGGCCGGAAAUCGAGGGAUCGAUUCACCUUUUUUUCUAUCGACCCGGCGGGUUAUACAAACCCAGAACUUCCGUUCGAGAAGAAGCUAGAAUCUGUCUUGAUUCAUCAUGGAAUUGACCCAUCACUAUAUCCAUUCACUUAUAUCGUCACAACACCUCGCUUUUUUGGCUAUUCGUUCAAUCCUGUCUCUUAUUAUUAUCUUUAUUCGGCUCAGCAGGAGCUUAAACUCGUUGUUCUAGAGGUAAACAACACUUUCGGCGAGAAACAUCUCUAUAUUCUCCAUAGCGACAACCCGGCGAACCCACCGGCCCGGAAAGGGUAUACAUUUGCAGGCGAAAUGGAAAAGACAUUUCAUAUUUCACCAUUUAAUCAUCGAUCAGGAAGUUAUCACAUCCAAGUGCGGGAUCCGCUGGAUAAUUUUUCAAGUGAGGGCUCAAGGGUGGAUAUGCACAUGGUAGUGCAUGCUAGAGACGGGACGAAGAGCAUGGUUGCAAGGGCUUUUUCGGUGUCACCAUCAUUUGACAUGGUUACCGGAAGUACAUGGAGGGGGUUAAACAUUGUCGUUACAUGGGGAUAUAACACGUUUCUGGCAGUGCCUGAAACUAUGUAUGAGGCAUGGAAAUUAUACAGAAAGAAGGCCGUUGUAUAUACAAGGCCGGAGGUCCUUGUUGGAAGUGGUCAAAGAGACGCAACCAAAGCGGAGAGUUGCAUGCAGAAACUCUGGCUGGAUUAUUUCAGGUGCCGGGUGGAAACUUACAAUGAACCUCUUUUAGUCACCUUGACUUUGCCCGAGUCCAAUGCAACCAAGGUUGCGGAAGUCGUGACUUUCCAGUCCAAGACACGGCCAAAACCUCGGGCUUUAACGCUGUCCUCUGAGCCGAUAUUUGCAACACCGGAAUUAACCCCACCUCCUACACCCACCCAUCUGACAGUCCGGGUUUCAAAUCCUCGGUUUUUUGCGCGAUAUUUCUCGCACCAGGACCCUAAGCAGACAAUUUAUCUCGAUAUUACUUCACAGCCAGAUGAACGAAAGUUGGCACAAAUCAAUGAUCUCCCGCUGUUCCAGGAUAUUCUUUCACCAAAACAAGAGAGAAAAUUCCCGUCGAGUAGCUGGAUGGAUUGGAGAUGGAAGAUCACAUCGUGGUGGAGACGUAGGAAAACAUCUGCAGAACUCGAUAGCUUGCCGCCGGAAGACGCUCAGACGCCUACGGUUUACGAGUGCUCUAGCAUGAGCACUCUCGAUGAACACUUCCUCACAGCGGAUAUGAAACCGUUAUACCGGAAGACGACAAUGACUGCUGUUCUUAUCGAUUGUAUUGCGUUUGGAGAAGCUGAGAGUCUAGAGUUGUACGAAAAGAUUGUCAGGCUUCUUCUGCGGUCGUGUCUCGUCGUCAUGACUAUAUUUAUGGCGUUGAGCUUCAAGACACCCGGCUCUUUCUUAAUUUCAGCUCGAACAGCGGAUUGGUCGAGUCUGAUGGGCAGUCUACCGGUGGGUACCCUCGCACUCAUCAAUGGUCCGCUCUUUUGGGAUGCUGCCCUUUCAGCAUUCUGA
Molecule: messenger RNA, 1623 nt
Organism: Morchella importuna
Lineage: Eukaryota; Fungi; Ascomycota; Pezizomycetes; Pezizales; Morchellaceae
Exons: 3
Coding region: 1-1623 (540 amino acids)
Source: RefSeq, a predicted model, not a curated record